This is a messenger RNA of Ostrea edulis (European flat oyster), 2638 nucleotides long. RefSeq lists its product as uncharacterized. The record is from RefSeq and is a predicted model, not a curated record. The transcript is spliced from 3 exons. The coding region runs from base 724 to 2118 and encodes 464 amino acids. NCBI's taxonomy places the organism in Eukaryota, Metazoa, Mollusca, Bivalvia, Ostreida, Ostreidae.
GAGAACCAUUGAUUGUAUUUCGUAUCCUCUGUUCAUAUUUAAAAGAACAAUUAUGCCAGAUGUACGAGGAGAUGUAAAUGAACUGUUUUAAAGAGAUCUUUUAUUACUCUAUCAUAUAAAUUUUAACCCUGCAAACAACUUUUCUGAAAGCACAUUUGGGGAAUAUAACAAAACCCGUUGUGAUUUAAAAGCCCUCUGUAUAAGCAGUAGUAGUUUUGGCAUUGUUUUCGGUGUUGACAUGUUUACAGUGGGUUUCAUAAGGACCUUUUAUUCCUACAGUCAAUACACAGUAGUUCCCCUCCCCGUCACAGAGAUCACCUUACACACUAUCCUUUCUCUGCCAUUGUUUGGGGUCACGUCCCUCGUUCUCCGUCAGGUCGCUCUCUGGUUCUCCAAAUAUUUCAAUUACCACAUCUGUCUAGUGGUCUUUAGAAGAUUUUGACGUCCAUUCUAGGUUUAAAGACGAUAUCAAGUUGAUUUCAUUAGAUAACUCCCGUGUGAUAUUGCUAAUUUCUUAUCUCUGAGUCGAUUGUCUCACAAAGGAUCAACUUGUGCUUAUUAAAUCAAUCGCCUUCUUCUAUUUUCUCGUGGAUAUUAUUCCUACAUAGAUCGAAGACUCGAGUACCUGGACACUAUUUGUUUUGCUGUUAAAGAUCGGAGACUGCAAGCUUAAAACCAAAUUUGAGCGGAUAAUGUUCAUAAACCAACAACUGAAUCCAAGGCAUGAAGAGUGACCAAUUAAGACGGAAAACAAAAGGCAUAGGCAAGAUUAAAGUCCGCGACGAGCGGAAAUAUGGCAGAAACAAGAGAAAGGAAAAUGGUCAGCAGGUAUUCGUGAAUAAGGACGGCAGUCAUGAUAGUGACGUCGAGUGUUACGAUGAUGACGAAGACGGGGAAGAUGCAUUAAAAAUUAAAGAAGGCGAUUUGCAAGAAAACCGCGUGGUCACAAAAGCACUACAGCACAUCAAUAUACCUCAUGGAAUUCUAUGCAGCGAGUGUGCCAAAAUUGGAGUGUAUGACAAGAACAUGUAUGACGUAACACGCAAUACUAGCGAGCAGACGACUAGAGAUAGUGAUAGUCGAGAAAGGUGCUCUAUUUGUCAAACUUUGGGAACUAAGGUCGAUCCUCAAGAAAACAUCCGAAUGGCUGUGCUUUACUCUCAUGAGUUUUACGACAAGUAUUCGCGGGACAAACGUCCGGGAGUUUCAGAUUCAGGCGAGUCCACAACUAGGGAGAAUUCGAUUGUAAAACUUGAAUCCUCUAAAAAACAAUCAGAAGACAAAAUUGUUGAACGAUUGGAAAAGGAAAAGUCGUUUGAUCGGACAGAACCCAACAAGUCAUACAAGCGAUCGGGUGUGAACGGUAUAAAAACAUCUGGAUAUCAACAAAACAAAACGGGGUACAUCUUAUCGGAGAAUCCCAAAUUUGAAGGAAUCCUGGCAGGUAAAGGUGAAAUUAUAGCAAAAGAACACGGAACACAAAGAGUAGAGGAGAACUCAAGUGAAAACAAAACAAUACAAAGAUCUGCACGGAAUAGAAAGUGCAAUACGAAAACAGGGGAAAAGGAUCAAAUUCAUGAGAGUACAUCAGGUACGUCACUUCCGGAUAUAGUCAGUAGAAUUUCAUUGGUGGAUUCCGAGGAGUGUACAUCCGUGGAUACAGUUGACAUCGAUAUAAAAAGAAAACUUCCUGAAGAAAAUUCUGUAAAACAGAAAUCGCCAUUAACAAGUUUCCCCAAAGCCAAGAAGUUUCCGAAAAGCGCAGACUCCCCUCGAUCUUUCAUUCUUGCGGCCACCAGAAGACAGGCGAAUGGUUUUUCGAGUUUAUACAUGAAACGUGCAUUGAAAGGGAGCAAUGUUCGAAAAGAUACGUGGAAUAAGAUAGGAGAAAACGAACACCAUCAUCGUCAAGAAAAUUACUGCGUGGAGAGCCUCGGACUGACUUUUGGAAUUCCGGAAUUCAAUCUUCGCUUGGCGGGAAGAACAAUAAAGAAAUCUACCGAAUCUUCAAGGAGACCUAAUAGUCAAAGGUCAUCUAAAAGUUCAAAUUCUCAGAAUUUCUUACCACCAAUCAAAGAAGCUCAAAGACAUUCAUUUUCCGUGAAAGGAUUCGGAUGACGCACCUGUAUCUCACCGUCAAAAUACCUGCAUACUUAGUCUACCAUCACCUGAGGAAAUCUGUUAUGUUGAUAUAUUGUGAAGAGUGGGACAGAGUAACUGCAGUGUACCAGAGUCCUGCAUCAAGAUUGAUAACUUUUAAUUUUGAUGCAGUAUGAAGAAAAUGGAUACAAUGCAAUAAACUACUAGUAUAUAUAUUUCUCUCAGCACACAGCUGUUUAUUUUGUAUGAACAGUGAUUAGAACUACGAUCAUAUUCUUGCAAUACCAGACAUUUAAAUACACUGUUUUUGUAUUUCUCGUUGUCUCUUUCAUAUUGGUAAAUUUGAUAAUGCAUAUUUGUUUAAAUAACCAACUCCAAAGUGUUAAUCUUACAAAUUGAUUUCUAUGCCUGAUGAAUAUCAAAAUAUAUACAUGUGAUUAAAGCAUUGUUGUGUAAAACGUUCUACAUUAAAAUUCCACAUUCUGUAUGGAUGAACCAUUCAGAGACACAAAUGUAAAUUAAGCUUUCAUUGUCUUUA